Apis cerana (Asiatic honeybee) is the source of this 2679-nucleotide messenger RNA. RefSeq names its product cell cycle control protein 50A (gene CDC50). The record is from RefSeq and is a predicted model, not a curated record. NCBI's taxonomy places the organism in Eukaryota, Metazoa, Arthropoda, Insecta, Hymenoptera, Apidae. Gene Ontology annotation, cellular component: Golgi apparatus; plasma membrane; endoplasmic reticulum.
ACCAUUAUUACAAAUAUUAUAGUCUUCUGGAGUAAAUCGAUAACAUUGAAAGUAACAUUGAAAUAGUUUAAUUUCCGAAAUAUGGGAGAAAAAAAAUAUAUUAAAUAUAUUUAGGUAGGUUCAUUUAUUAACUCAUUUGUUCCCGAAAUACAAUACACAAAAUAUAUGGGAUAAUAGAUAUAUCUUAUACUUUAUCUAACAUAUGCUAUAUCCAAUCUGUGAUAAAUCAUAAAAAUUAAAGGAAUUUGUGGUUUAUUAAACAUAGAAAAUGCAUUGAAUAUUAAGUCUUCUAUAUUUUAUCUAAUCUAGGAAAAUAGUGAUAAAUUGUAAGGAACUAAAAAUCAUUUAAUAUAAAAAUAAAACAUCUAUAAUGAAUAUAUAUAUAUAAAAUUAAUUUGAAGCUUGAAUUAUAUUAAGUCUCAAAUUGUUAAUUAUUUAAAGAAAUAUUUUUUGUAAAUAAUAAAAAAUAAUACAAUUGAUAAAAGUGUUUAAUUUGAUAUAAUUUAAUUUGAAGUUAAUUUUUAAGAUAUUUAUCAUAUCAUAUUAAUCAUUGUUCUAUGAUGUCGUCAAAAGUGUUUUAAAAAUAAUUAAUGUCUAAUUUUUGCAAAUGUUAGUAUUUAAUUUUUGAAGUUUAAGAAGAAAAUAAAUUGUUAUUUUAAUAAAGAAAUAUGACUUCUAUUAAUGAAGUUAGUUCGAUACCUAAAACGAAAAAACCUUCGGACAGUGCAUUCAAACAGCAACGUUUACCUGCUUGGCAACCAAUACUUACUGCUGGAACUGUUUUACCAACAUUUUUUGUAAUUGGUAUUGCUUUUAUACCAGUUGGAGUUGGAUUACUUUAUUUUUCUGAUCAAGUUAAAGAAUAUAUUUUAGAUUAUACUGAUUGUAAUUCUACAAAUAUUAAUCAUACAAAAGGAAUGCCUGUUAAAUGUGCUGAUGUUAUAGCAGAAAAUCGUUCAAAUAUUUGUAAUUGUGAAUUAAACUUCACAUUACCUUCCGACUUCAAUGGAAAAAUUUACAUGUAUUAUGGUUUGACUAAUUUUUAUCAAAAUCAUAGAAGAUAUGUAAAAUCAAGGGAUGAUAAUCAAUUAUUAGGAAAAUUAAGUGAAGUUGUCUCAGGAGAUUGUGAACCAUUUGCUUAUGAUGAAGGAAAAGCUAUUGUACCAUGUGGUGCUAUUGCUAAUUCAUUAUUUAGUGAUGAAUUAAAAUUAUAUUCUGUUAAAUAUAAGACUAACGUACCAUUGUUAGAAACUGGUAUAGCUUGGCCCUCAGAUAAAAAUAUAAAAUUUAAAAAUCCUGAAGGUGAUUUGAAAAAAGCAUUUGAGAAAUUUGCAAAACCAAAGAAUUGGAGUAAGCAUAUUUUUGAGUUAGAUAAAAAAAAUGAAAAUAAUAAUGGUUUUCAAAAUGAAGAUUUAAUUGUUUGGAUGAGAACUGCUGCUUUGCCUACUUUUAGAAAACUAUAUCGCAGAGUAAACCAUACAGAAGGUGGUUUUGCUGAAGGUUUAGCAAAAGGAGAGUAUAUACUUAUUGUUAGUUAUACAUAUCCUGUAUCUGCCUUUAAUGGUAGGAAAAGAAUGAUUUUAAGUACUACUUCUCUUCUUGGUGGGAAAAAUCCCUUUCUUGGUAUUGCUUAUAUAGUUGUAGGAUGUAUUUGUUUGUUAUUAGGCAUUAUAUUGUUAAUAAUACACAUCAAAUGUUCUAAAAGUGUAACACAGAUGAUCAAUGUAACUUCAAAUACACCAUAUCAAGAAUAAUUGUGCAUAUUUAUUAUGAAAAUUGAAGAACAUUCUGGAUUUUUGCAUUUACUUCGUAAGUGUUAAUAUAAAACAAUUUAAUGUAACUUAGAAAAUGUAUAGAUAAAAUUGAUGAAUGUAUUGACAAAUAAUAAUAUGAUAAAUGUUAGAUAAAAUUAUAAUUAUGUUUUUAAAAAAGAAACAUAUUAAUUCAGUUUUAUUUUAUAUUUUUAAAAAAUUGUUUAUUAAUCUCUUUUUUUAAUUUUUCUUGUUUACUAAUCUUUCUGCCAUUCUUAUUAUAUUAUAUUAAUGAUUAUUUCAAAAGAAUAUUUUAAUUAUUAUUAUAUAACUGUAUAAAGAUUAUUAAAAAGUAAACAUAUAAUAUAGAAUUUAUAUAUAAAUAUACGUAAUAUAUACAUAAUUUGCAAAAAUUUAAAUUAUAACUAUUUAUAUAUUUUUCAUGUACAUGUAUUGAGAUACUCAAAUCAUAAAUUAUUAUAAAAUAAUGUAAAAAUAUUAAGAAAUGUCAUUUUUAAAACAUUAACAACUUAAUUUAAUUUGAAUAAUUUCAUCAAAGAAUCAAUGUGUCAAAAAAAAUCAAUGUAAUUAAAAGAGAAAAUAUAAGUUAUAUAUAUAAUCAUUAAAAAUUUAUCAUUAUAUUUUAAUUUUUUAAAUUUUGAAUAAGAAUGCUAUCCUUAAUAUUAAAAACAAUAUAGUUUUUGUGUAUCUUAAUACAUUUUAUAAUUUAAUUUAUUGAGUAAUUAUUGAGCAUUAUUAUGUAAUAUAUUUUUAAAUUAUAACUGUGAAAUAUUUUUAGUUUUACUCUAGUUAUUUACAAAUGUAUAAACAUAUAAAUAAAAAAAUCACAAUGUUUAUUCACAUUUAUAUAUAAAAUGUAACAUGUAUUUAUAAAAUUACAUUAUAAAAUAAAAUUUAUAAAAACGUA